GGCCCGGCUGCCGCACGUGCCGAGCCCCGCGGGAGCCGCUGCAGCUGCUAUCGCCGCCCGCGCUGCCAUGUCCGGCGAGUCGGAGCCCGGCCGCCGCCGGCGCUACACCCACGACACCUUCGAUUUCCCCAAGGAAUUUGAGCACCGGGUCGACCCUCAUCGGCGAGGGUCGCUGUGUGACCGGCACUGUGCUGCCAUUAACAACACCCAUGGAGACCUUGGGGACAUGCAUUCGGGAUCCCAUCAGCACAGCAUUAUGACCCCCAGGAUACUGCCAGUGAUCUCCACGCCGGCCUGCUGCCAGCACCUGUCUGACGAGGCGCAAAUUUGUGACGGCUGCCUGGUGAAAACCACCAUCACAGCAGAAAACGAGGUAGAAGCCAACAAACUCUCCAACAACUACAAGUUUGGCUUUAAGAAAUGGAAGAGCCACGUGACAGCCAGGCCUUGGGAAGACCGGUCGGAAAUCGUGAAAGAGCUCUACUCCGAUCUGAACGUCGUGAAAAGCCCCAGAGGUUCCACAGUCACAUGUGGGAACAUCCUCUACCUGCUGCUGUUCGGUUGGUGGCUGUCCCUCCUCUAUCUCCUGGUCUCUGCCCUGAUGUUCCUCACAGUACUGGGAGCGCCAUACGGGAAGCUGUGCUGGGACCUCACUGGGUAUUUCCUCUGGCCAUUUGGAAAAGUGAUUCAGAAGACCAGGACGUACUCUCGAAAGUGCAGCAUCAAGUUCAACAAAUGUGAAGUCAUCUCGGAGGUGAACGAGGCGAAGGAGAGCACCCCUCUGCUCAGCCGCCACGAGGGGGCGCCCGGCACUCAGCAGGAGCCCGGCAGCCACGCGGACGCCACACACUGGCGGCGUGUCAGCACUUACAUCUGGCUCCUGCUGGGCUACCCGGUCCUCGCUCUGGCCCACGGCCUGGUCUGCUUCAUCGCCUGGCUCCUCGUGUUCAUCAUCCCCAUUGCCAAGAUGAACGCUCGGACCGUCACCAAAGUCCUGCUCCUGGCCCCAGAGCACGUGCACGUCCAGCGGAUGAGGAAGACAGAAGUGCCGCUGGAGGCCGAAGUGAUUCUGUGCUGCUACCGGGCUGUUAAUGCCUAUUACUACAAAUACGCCGUGGAUGGGAUCAACGUCUUCGCCGUCAACCUGCUGCCACUCGUGAUUGUGACUCUGGUUCUGGGCUACGUGGACAGCCACAACCGUUUCACCAGCUCUCUUGUGAAGUUCACCCUCUCGCUGCUCUCCAUCAUGCCCCUCUCCUACUACAUCGGCAUGGCCAUCGCCAGUAUUUCAGCUCAGAGUAACUUUGCGGUGGGGGCUGUGGUGAAUGCCUCCUUUGGCUCCAUCAUAGAGCUGACCUUCUACAUCACGGCGCUGAUCAAGGGUUCCCGGGAAGGGAACAAGUGUUACGAGGAGAUUGUGAAGUCGGCCUUGACGGGGACCCUGCUGGGCUGUGUCCUCCUCGUGCCGGGCUUGUGCAUGGUGAUUGGAGGCAUCCGCCACCAGGAGCAGAGGUUUAACAGCCGAUCGGCAGGCGUCAGCUCUGCCCUGCUCUUCCUCUCCGUGGGAGGUGUGUUUGCUCCAACUCUGUUCUCCAAAGUCUAUGGGAGGCUGGUCUGCGGCGAAUGCCAGAACAUUACCCAGAGUCCAGCAGGACACUACCUCUGCCAGAACUGCCACUUUGACCUGAUGGAGAACAAUGGCACCCUGUACUACAAACACGUCCAGCCCCUGGUGUACACGGUGUCCCUCGUGCUUCCUGCUGCCUACAUCAUCGGCCUCUUCUUCACCCUGAAGACUCACUCGCACAUCUACGACAUUCACAUCAGCGACUGCCACAUGCCCGGUCACCAUCACAGCGCCGUGGUCCACUGGUCCCGCUGCAGGGCUCUGAUCAUUCUCCUGCUCUCCACCCUGUGCAUGUCGGCCUGCGCUGACCUAGCCACGGAGCACAUCAGCCCCAUCCUCACUAACUCCACCGUGUCUCAGUAUUUCAUUGGGGUGACCGUGCUGGCUAUGGUGCCCGAGCUCCCGGAGCUGGUCAAUGGAAUCCAGUUUGCCCUGCAGAACAACCUGAGCUUGAGUAUUGAGAUUGGGAGCUGUAUUGCUGUCCAGGUCUGCAUGUUGCAGAUACCCAUCCUGGUGCUCUUCACUAUCUUCUACCCUACAGGUUUCAUACUUGUCUUCAGUGAUCUCCAUGUCUACUCCAGCAUGUUCAGCGUGGUUCUCAUGAACUACAUCUUCAUGGAUGGCAAGUGCGACUACUUCCAAGGUACAGUGCUGGUGAUGGUCUACAUCAUCCUCCUAGCUGUGUAUUUCUUUGCUCCUUCCCCUGCUGGCUGCUGAGGCCUGACUCCAUGGACUCUGUGUUCUCACCUUGGGCGAAGACUCCCCCCAGGGCAGCUUCUGUUAAGAAAUGUUGAGUGUUUUUUCUCAGGGACUCGGCUGGCCUGGUUUUACUCUAAAACCAUUUGUUGCAUGAAGCUAAAGAACCUGCUGCCGGAGUUUUGUUUUUCCUUCAACAGCUGUUUGAAAAGAUGGGAUUGAAUUGGGAAUUGCUAAGCACUGGAAAAGGGGGGGGGGGUGUUUUGCUCGUCCGGUCACUCCUUCUGAACCCAAGAAGACGCCUUAAUGCCAGAAUGCUGCCUUGUGUACCAAAGUGCAGCUCGGUCUGGGAUUGCGGCUAGAGGGAGAUCUGUUGUUGGCAAAAGCUUUUGAGGAACAGAAGAGUCCUCCUUUGACUGGCUUUCGACUCUGAAGGAUGCACUGUUCUCCUGCUGCUGGGAAAGCGUUGCCCUCUCCAAGGUGCUGACUUGAAAAGAGCCAUGUCCUGUCCUCCCAGGAUAGACUGCUACCUGCGUGUCAUGGACAUGGCAACCUCUAACUCCGGCCUGUAGAAAUAACACAGGUGGUUUUUUGCUGUAACUUGAAAUGAACCCUGUUUCUCUUCCUCCCUCCCCACCCCCAACUGUUCUGAUUAAAGCAGUUUUGUAGAAACUUGA
Messenger RNA from Mauremys reevesii (Reeves's turtle), 3000 nucleotides. Its product is annotated as putative cation exchanger C521.04c. Gene Ontology annotation, biological process: intracellular calcium ion homeostasis; calcium ion transmembrane transport. Lineage: Eukaryota; Metazoa; Chordata; Testudines; Geoemydidae. Gene Ontology annotation, molecular function: calcium:proton antiporter activity. The coding region runs from base 68 to 2344 and encodes 758 amino acids. The transcript is spliced from 20 exons. The record is from RefSeq and is a predicted model, not a curated record. Gene Ontology annotation, cellular component: endomembrane system; membrane.